AAUUCGGGAGUGUUCGUGGGAACGUCGGAAAAAUCUUGACAGUGGACUUCGUGUUUUUUGUCAAAAAAGUAUGUGAUUUUUGGAUUCCAUAUUUAGACCCGUGUAUAAUAAAAUAAUGGCGAAGAAAACUUACGAUUUGCUAUUUAAAUUGCUUCUAAUUGGUGAUUCUGGUGUGGGAAAGACAUGCAUCCUCUUUCGAUUCUCCGACGACGCCUUCACAUCAACCUUUAUAUCAACAAUAGGUAUUGAUUUCAAAAUAAAAACCGUGGAACUUCGUGGGAAGAAGAUAAAGCUACAGAUUUGGGAUACAGCUGGCCAGGAGAGAUUCCACACAAUCACAACGUCCUACUACCGAGGAGCAAUGGGCAUAAUGUUGGUGUACGACAUUACAAAUGAGAAAAGCUUCGAGAACAUUGUCAAGUGGCUGAGAAAUAUAGAUGAGCACGCAAAUGAAGAUGUGGAAAAAAUGAUUCUGGGAAAUAAGUGUGACAUGGACGAUAAGAGGGUCGUGAGCAGGGAUCGGGGGCAUGCUAUUGCAGUUGAACAUGGCAUCAGAUUUAUGGAAACAUCUGCCAAAGCGAAUAUCAAUAUUGAAAGGGCAUUCUGUGAAUUAGCUGAAGCAAUUCUCGAUAAGACAUCUGGUAAGGAUUCUGCAGACAAUCCCGAGGCCCGUGUAAUAGUUUAUCGCAAAGACCAAGAUAAGUCUCCAACCAACAAAGGUUGCUGUGCAUAGUAGUCUUCAUUCUAUUUUUUUGUAUUUCACAAAUUUCACAGAUUGUGGUAUUAUUAUUUUUUUCUCUGUGUAAAAAAGGAACAUCCAUUUAGGAAGGUAAUCAUGAAAAUGUAGAUAAAGUGUAGAGGGAUUCUAGAGUCUCCAAGAAUAUUGUAUUUCAUUAUUAAAAGAAAAAUUUUAGUAAAGUUUUACUUGUUGAGAAUUAUCAAGAACUCGAUGUAGCUUCGAGAUUAAAAAAAAACACACGCAAUGAUUAAUAACGCGAUGUUUUCUAUAUUGAUUUUUCCAUAUAUAACAUUUUCUUUCUUUUGUCAUUUUUGUAAAUUUCAUAAUGAGCGAAAAGGAGAGGAAUAAAAAAAAAAAUUCAUAAUCAAGAAAAAAUGGUAAUAAUUGAAUAUGAAGACAAGAUAUUUUUAAUGUUGCUAAGUGUAAUAUUUCAUUGAAGAAAUAAUAUACUUUUCUUCAAAAACUAACAGCCUAUUCCAGUGGAAACAAAAAAAAACUAUGUGGAAAAAUUGCUUAAAUUUUAUAACAAUUUAUUGUCCUAACGAAAAAAAAAUACACAGCAAGAAGAGGGAAUUAUUUGAAUAUGGCACGUUUUUACAGUAACUAAUUAACAUUUUUUUAUUAGAUAUCUGUGCCAUGUUGCUUCUAAUAAAGGAGAAAAGCGCAUUAAAUAUGUGAAGAUUUUCUUUUGAUAGAAAAUGAAAUAAUUUAUAAACUAUAAAAUUUUGAUAAUAAAGAAACGCUGUUGAAAAAGAGAAAAAAAA
Messenger RNA from Phlebotomus papatasi, 1503 nucleotides. RefSeq names its product ras-related protein Rab-10 (gene Rab10). NCBI's taxonomy places the organism in Eukaryota, Metazoa, Arthropoda, Insecta, Diptera, Psychodidae. The record is from RefSeq and is a predicted model, not a curated record. Gene Ontology annotation, molecular function: GTP binding; GTPase activity. Gene Ontology annotation, biological process: cellular response to insulin stimulus. Gene Ontology annotation, cellular component: recycling endosome; Golgi apparatus; insulin-responsive compartment. The coding region runs from base 116 to 733 and encodes 205 amino acids. The transcript is spliced from 5 exons.